GAAGUGCUUCGGGCAGCAGCCUCCUUCCAGGCUGCGGCCCCUGCCGGUUACAUAACUCGUUGCGGGCUGCGCGCGGCCCCACUUCCUGGCUCCCUGAGAACCGAGGAUGCGCUGAGCCCCACAACGCCGUCCGCUGCCGCCGGCUCCCUCCCGAGGUUAUAUGAGGAGGAGGAGGCGGCAGCGUGGGUGCGGCUGCCUCCUGACACCUCCCUCCCUGCAGGUGUGAAUGACAGAGGUGGUGCCAUCCAGCUCCCUCAGCGAGGUCAGCCUGCGUCUCCUCUGCCACGAUGACAUAGACACCGUGAAGCACCUGUGCGGCGACUGGUUCCCCAUCGAGUACCCAGACUCAUGGUAUCGUGAUAUCACCUCCAACAAGAAGUUCUUUUCCCUCGCCGCAACCUACAGGGGCGCCAUCGUGGGAAUGAUCGUAGCUGAAAUAAAAAGUAGGACCAAGAUACACAAGGAGGAUGGAGAUAUUCUAGCCUCCAGCUUCUCUGUUGACACGCAGGUUGCGUACAUCCUAAGCCUGGGAGUAGUGAAGGAAUUCAGAAAGCACGGCAUAGGUUCCCUAUUACUUGAGAGUUUAAAAGAUCACAUAUCAACCACCGCCCAGGACCACUGCAAAGCCAUCUACCUGCACGUCCUCACUACCAACAAUACGGCUAUAAACUUCUACGAAAACAGAGACUUCAAGCAGCAUCACUAUCUCCCCUAUUACUAUUCCAUCCGAGGGGUCCUCAAAGAUGGCUUCACUUAUGUCCUCUACAUCAACGGUGGCCACCCUCCCUGGACCAUCCUGGACUACAUCCAGCACCUGGGCUCUGCGCUAGCAAACCUGAGCCCCUGUUCCAUCCCGCACAGGAUCUACCGCCAGGCCCACAGCCUGCUCUGCAGCUUCCUGCCAUGGUCAAGCAUCUCCACCAAGGGCGGCAUCGAGUACAGCCGGACCAUGUGACGCCAGCCGGGCAGUCUCUGCCAGGCCCCACCCCUCGGCACCCUGUGGAAACCACCUUCCCAGCCAUCUGACUUCUGCUGUCCUCUGCAGAGGAGCCGGUGGGCACCUGCUGGGCCCGUCAGCGUGCCCCACCUGCAGGCCCGGUGCUACGUGGGCUCGGGAGAAGAGAGUCAAGGGGCGUGCCCGGUCUCCCCCAGGCUCCUCCAGCCCUCCUUCCCAAUCUGGAAACCUUCACUUCUGCUGAGCCCUGGCCGGGCCCCCGCACGUGCUCUAGCCCCACGGGCACCUAGGGGUGGCAGCGUUCACUGUGGUCUGUUUCUUCUGCUGCCCUGGGAGCAAGGGCAUGGGAAAGGGCUUCCUUCCCCACGCCCCUCACCGGCCUCUUCCCCUCCGCUGUGUGAUCCUUCCAGCUCCUUCCUGCAAAGUCGGAAUAAACUUCUGGGAGGGAGGAACCCAAGUGUUACGGACAGACUUGACCCUAAAGACACAGGAGCCUCUGAACAAUGAGGGGUCAAAAUAACGGGAAGGCCAGCCCCUGGUCCAGAACCAGCACCCAGAAGCCCGGAGGGGUGGGGAGCAGCUCCGGUCUCUCCACCCAGGGCUGACCCUUGCUGGGCACAGCUGGGGAGGCUUCUCACCCACACACUGAGCUCUGUGGCUUCGCUCCCCACAUGUGUGGGCGGAUAACGAGACAGGUGCCCACAUUCCCCACUAGGAGGCUGAGUCCUCCCACAGCCUCUUCCCAUGGGCUGCUUCAUUCUGUCCCGAGCGAUUGGAACCACCUGUCAGAUGGUGGAUGUGCCAUUCAGCUGAGCUGCUGCAGGGAGCUGGGCUGAGGACAGGCACCACUGAGGGCCUGGGUGUCCUCUCCCCACAGCCCCCCAGCCCCAUGAGCAGCAGCUCUGAGGCCUGGCCAGGUGCAGACAGGACAAAGCUGAGCACCGCAAUGACCAAGUGAGACCCGGCCUUUGGGGCUGGGGACAGUACGUGCCUUGUGGUCCCUCCACCUCUGGGGCAGAGACAGUGCCUGGAAGUGUGCGCGUGGACGGCACGUGCUCCUGGCACCCCUUCUGCCAGGGCCCCUAGAGCUGCUUGCUGCCUGGCCUGCCCCUCCGGAGCAGAGGGGAUGGCGCAGAGUCUCACGCCGGACGAGAGCAGGAGACGGGAAACCCCAGGUGGGGGCUCCGUGACCGUGUCCUUCCCUCCCUCGGAACUUCCUGGCCCGGGGCUCCUGCGGCCUCACUGGUGGAUCCUGGGCAGGAAGGGCACUCCAUCUCCCCCCACUCCCCACCUCCAUGCUGACAUUGGUUUCAUGCUGAGGCCCAGCUGGGUGUCCUCUCUAAUCUGAAUCAACGAUGAUCAUGUGAUUUUUAUUUCUGCCCCUCAGGAUAAGGGAAGAGUCUUCCAGAAGGUUCUACUUUGUACAUUCGUAAUUGAGCUCAGAGGCUUUGCCCUGCCCCUCCCUCCCCCACCUCCUUAUCACUGCAGUGUCCAGCCCAGUGUUGAACAGAUUAUAGUGUUUUGUCUUACUACAAACAAAUAAAUAGACUUUAAUUGGU
This is a messenger RNA of Delphinapterus leucas (beluga whale), 2514 nucleotides long. It is a transcript of the gene NAA60, whose product is annotated as N-alpha-acetyltransferase 60, NatF catalytic subunit. Gene Ontology annotation, cellular component: Golgi membrane. Gene Ontology annotation, biological process: N-terminal peptidyl-methionine acetylation. The record is from RefSeq and is a predicted model, not a curated record. Lineage: Eukaryota; Metazoa; Chordata; Mammalia; Artiodactyla; Monodontidae. Gene Ontology annotation, molecular function: histone acetyltransferase activity; protein-N-terminal amino-acid acetyltransferase activity.